Molecule: messenger RNA, 3257 nt
Organism: Dunckerocampus dactyliophorus (ringed pipefish)
Lineage: Eukaryota; Metazoa; Chordata; Actinopteri; Syngnathiformes; Syngnathidae
Gene: prkar1ab
Product: protein kinase, cAMP-dependent, regulatory, type I, alpha (tissue specific extinguisher 1) b
Exons: 11
Coding region: 236-1471 (411 amino acids)
Biological process (GO): regulation of protein phosphorylation
Cellular component (GO): cAMP-dependent protein kinase complex
Molecular function (GO): cAMP-dependent protein kinase regulator activity
Source: RefSeq, a predicted model, not a curated record
CCGGUGGGGCAGCGGUCCAGGGCUCGGGAAAAGAUCGAAGAGAGCAGAAUCUGGUAACGGUACGCUUUGACAAAUACCAACCGUCCCGAAUCACCGUCGAAGGGCUUGAACCCAAGAUGGCGUCACUGCAAGAGGGCUUUGCCUUUGCACGGAGCUAGCAAGCUAUACAUCCACGUGAGAGGCAGGGAAGACUUUAAAUGGUUAGAGGUCAUAGAGCAAGGUUGCGGUUGUCAUCAUGGCUUCUGGAAGCACGAGCAGCGAGGAGGAGCGGAGCCUGAGGGAGUGCGAGCAGUACGUGCAGAAACACAACAUCCAACAGCUGCUGAAGGACUGCAUUGUCCAACUGUGCACCUCCAGGCCCGAUAGGCCUAUGGCCUUCCUCAGAGAGUACUUUGAGAGGCUGGAGAAGGAGGAGGUCAAGCAGAUUCAGAACCAGCAGAAAGCCAGCAGUUCACGCUCAGACUCCCGCGACGAGGAGGUGUCUCCGCCCAUGAACCCUGUGGUGAAGGGUCGCAGACGGAGAGGAGCCUUCAGCGCUGAGGUUUACACAGAGGAGGAUGCAGCCUCCUAUGUCAGAAAGGUACACACUUUGACUCAGUACCCUGACAUGCUUGCAUGCACCAUCAGUGUAAUUGAAGGAAGUCAUUCUUUGGUGUGUGUGGUUUCUUUUAAGGUUAUUCCGAAGGACUACAAGACAAUGGCAGCUUUAGCCAAAGCUAUUGAAAAAAACGUUCUCUUCUCUCACCUGGAUGACAACGAGAGAAGUGACAUAUUUGAUGCCAUGUUUCCAGUCACCUACAUCGCCGGGGAGACCGUUAUUUUGCAGGGUGACGAGGGUGACAAUUUCUAUGUUAUCGACCAAGGGGAGAUGGAUGUCUACGUGAACAACGAAUGGGUGACGAGCAUCGGUGAAGGCGGCAGCUUUGGAGAGCUGGCACUGAUCUAUGGCACCCCGAGGGCCGCCACCGUCAGAGCCAAGACCAACGUCAAGCUGUGGGGCAUUGACAGAGACAGCUACAGGAGAAUACUCAUGGGAAGCACUUUGAGAAAGAGGAAGAUGUACGAGGAAUUCCUCAGGAAAGUGUCCAUUUUAGAGUCUCUCGACAAGUGGGAGCGCCUGACUGUUGCCGAUGCCCUGGAGCCGGUCCAGUUUGAGGACGGACAAAAGAUUGUUGUGCAGGGGGAACCUGGAGAUGAGUUCUUCAUCAUUUUAGAGGGUUCAGCUGCAGUGUUGCAGCGUCGCUCAGAGAACGAGGAAUUUGUUGAAGUGGGGAGAUUAGGACCAUCUGACUACUUUGGUGAGAUUGCUCUGCUUAUGAACCGCCCCCGCGCCGCCACCGUGGUUGCUCGUGGGCCCCUGAAGUGCGUCAAGCUGGACCGGCCUCGCUUCGAGCGCGUCCUGGGCCCGUGUUCAGACAUCCUCAAGCGCAACAUCCAGCAGUACAACAGCUUCGUCUCGCUGUCGGUCUGAAGGUGCUCGACGCCAGCCCCCAAUCCUUCCUUCCUCUCUCUGCUCCUCCUUCUAGACCCAGGGUCCACCGACGUGAUUUGCUUUUCGCCACUUUCUUGCCUCCCUCUCCCCCCCCUCACUCCUCUUUACUUUCAUGGUUACCGCCCGUCACGCUGAGGUGACUUUUUAGCCGUUCACCAGCGCUUGUACCAGCUGCUGUAACGUUACCGUGUAGGCACAGUUGCAUCACGCUACCUAUGUCAUAUAUCUGCUGGUUACGCUUUGUUUUAAGAAACGCAAAGCUAAGAAGGUUAGGGAGAUGUGGGCUCUCAAAAGACAGGACAAUCACAAAAACCCUCACAUGGCCAAUUUAUUCUACCCGUCCCAUUACACAAACAUCCAGCAGACGUGACCGUAGAAGACCAAACCUUGUGGGUUUGAUGUGAUGGCUCCUUUUUGAAACUUGCUUGAUAGGAUGAGAUAAUAGUGACAUUGAGAAAUCCAAAAAGUUGAGUUUUAGUGUGCAGCUUCCAGGCUGGUGCCAAAUGUUUAUAACAAGGUGGAAAUGUUACCUAUUUGGAGCUCGACAACGAGUGUAUUUUGUUUUUUAAACCCUUUUGUCCUAAUCUGUAGAACAACUUUACAAGAACUGCCUUGAGGAGAAAUAUCUUAAAAAAAUAAAAUAAAGGGGAAAAAAACCACAAGUAUUGUGUAUUUCAGUAUUGAGGGUUUUUUUUCGUAUGUACCAAAUAACUUGGUAACUCUUAUGCUAUGGUUUGUAAUCUAGUUAAUGAUCAUUGACGCAAUGAUUAUUAUUAAAUUUGUGGUUUGGAGUGAUGGUGAUGGUAAAAAAAAACCUUGUCUUUUGUAAACACUUAUUUUUCCAUAAAUUCUAUUUUAGGUGUCCAGUGCCACAAAAUAAAUAAAUACUUCUUGUCGAUUGAUUGACACAACAGUAUGUCAUUGUAUUGUGUAAAAAUGGGUUAAAACUUGUUUCCCCCCAAAUAGAUGAAAUGUAAAGAAACAUAUUUCAGGGCAUCAGAGGUGUUUCUGGUUCGGAUAUUUAUUUAAAACUUAGCUUUUUGCCGACUGGAUCAGCUUGUGAUUAUUUUUUUUUUGCGCUUUUUUUUUUUUUUGGUAUGAUGUUGUUAGACAAAUCCACAACACAAUGAUGAUCAGCUGUGUGUACAAUAUACCGUACACCAGGCCCCUGCAGCUUUGUGUUUGAUUUGUGACCCCAUGACUAUUUAGGUGGCCUCCGAUGUUAACUAACUUCUUUCCUGCCUCGUUGUCUGUUUCCCAACACUGCUGUUUCUGAAAAGAUUACAUUUUUAUUCUGAUUGCAGCAGUCAUGUUAGUUGGACAUGAGUGUGUUAUCUUUAGCUGAUCAAAUUCUCGUAUUGCCCUCCCACUAGGCUAUCCUUGUGGAUUUAGUCACUUUCUGUCCAUCCCACUUGACAGGAAACGACCAUUUGAUAGGGACGAAGGUGUACGUCAGACUAAUGUAAAUAGCUGCAACAUCAGCAUUGGUUUAAAUGUUUUAGCCACACUGCAAUCGUCCCGGUUUGCCUUAGCUGACCUUUCCUGGCCCUACAGUAGUUUUUGGUCACUCCUGCUGGUUCCCAACCUUCAAGCUGGUUGGUUUUUGAGCCGGCAGUGCACUGAACUGCAAGGCGAUCAGAGGACCAUUCUAUUUCUAUUCUUAACCUGUAUUCAGUUUCACCUCCUAUAUGUGCAAAGAUGUUUAUCCUUUUUUGGUAUAGAUUGUUCCAGAUGGCAGUUUAAGCAAUAAAAAAGUAAAAAGAAU